Molecule: messenger RNA, 1612 nt
Organism: Seriola dumerili (greater amberjack)
Lineage: Eukaryota; Metazoa; Chordata; Actinopteri; Carangiformes; Carangidae
Gene: tnfaip6
Product: TNF alpha induced protein 6
Exons: 6
Coding region: 45-836 (263 amino acids)
Biological process (GO): negative regulation of inflammatory response; cell adhesion
Molecular function (GO): hyaluronic acid binding
Source: RefSeq, a predicted model, not a curated record
CUCCUGGAAACAUCUGGACAGAGCCGCUGCGCACAGACUGAAGGAUGCGCGUCUUCGCUCUCAUCUGGACACUCGGCUUCCUGCUGAAGGAGGCGCAGGCAUGGGGCUACAAAAACGGAAUAUUUCACAACUCGAUAUGGCUGGAACAGGCAGCUGGAGUUUACCACCGGGAAUCUCGCAAAGGGAGAUACCAGCUGACGUAUAAAGAGGCCAAGGCGGUCUGCAAGUACGAGGGAGGGAACCUGGCCACUUACGAACAACUGGAGGCGGCUCGGCAAAUAGGUUUCCACGUGUGUGCGGCCGGAUGGUUCGACAGAGGGCGUGUUGGUUACCCCAUCGUCAAAGCUGGGGCAAACUGCGGCUUCGGGAAGGUUGGCAUCAUCGACUACGGAUACAGGCUGAACAAAAGCGAGAAGUGGGACGUGUACUGCUACAACCCCAACUCCAAGGAGUGUGGUGGCGUGCUGACAGAUCAGAAGAAGAUCAUUCAGUCCCCAGGUUUCCCUGAGGAGUACCAGGACGAACAGAUCUGCUACUGGCACAUCCGCGUCCGCCUGGGCCAGAGGAUCCGCCUCCGCUUCCUGGAGUUUGACGUGGAGGACGACAUGGCGUGCAUUGCAGAUUACCUGGAGGUGUACGACAGCUACGAUGAUGUCUCUGGUUUUGCUGGGAGGUUCUGUGGCGAUUAUUUACCUGAUGAUAUCAUCAGCACAGGAAACGUGAUGACGUUAAAGUUCCUCUCCGACGCUUCAGUCACAGCCGGCGGCUUCCAGCUACAAUACACUACCUUUAAUGCAUCUCUGUUCCCACACAAUUACACCGACUAUUUUCACUGACUAAUGGUUUAACACACUGAUGUCAUCCUGUUGCUGUAUUUAUAAUGUUAUUGGUUACCUCGUGUACUGUAAUAAAUGAGUGUUUAUAGCUCAUUAAAGGAAUCAUUCUGUCAAAUAAACAAGGUCGUUAAAUCGUGUUUCUAAUAUUGUUCUUAUGUUAUAGAAACACUGUCUUCACUGGUCCUGAGGCUGAACCUACUUUAGACAAAAUAAAACUGGUUUCCAUUUAUUCCCAUUCAACCUUUCCCCGACUUUCAGGCUGCAAAGUUAAAUUAACACUGGUGCUUCUGUUUUUAGUGACUUAUUUCUGCAUCUUUUAUCAUCCAUAAAAAGAUCGAGUGCCACAGAUUCAUUGUAAUUUACUUGAAACUAUUUCAGUGAAAACAUUGCAUACAUAUAAAAAAAACAAAGCUGUUAUACAACUCUUUUUCUUAAUAUAUAUUUUCACUGGCUGUAAUAUAUUCAGUGGAUUUAUUUCAGAUACUAUAUUGACUCCAGGGUUGUGUCUCUGGCCUGUUUUUCAUUGGGUUCAGUUACAGGUUGUAAUUGCUUGGUUUGUUGCAUACUGGACGAUCUUGUUCCACGUGUUAAUCUUAGUUCAAGACAUGUUAUUUCACAAUUGCAAACGCUUCUGAACUAAUUUCCGACUUCAUCAACGAGUAGCUACCUGCUUCUUCUUGUUAUAUAAACACCUUGAAUUAUCUUGUUUGUAUUAUAUCACUGUUAUUAUGUAUUUAAGCAACUUUAUUUGGCAAAGUCAACAUUGGUAUAGCAUC